This is a messenger RNA of Xenopus laevis (African clawed frog), 2996 nucleotides long. RefSeq names its product synaptosomal-associated protein 25. Lineage: Eukaryota; Metazoa; Chordata; Amphibia; Anura; Pipidae. The record is from RefSeq and is a predicted model, not a curated record. The transcript is spliced from 8 exons. Bases 1713 to 2324 code for a protein of 203 amino acids.
AAGAGCAAACAUUUUUUUAUAUUUAAUUUUGAAAUCUAACAUGGGGCUAGACAUAUUGUCAGUAUCCCUGAGACAUAAGACUGUCCUUGGUUUCCUGACAUCUUUUUAAAUUACCCAUUUUUGCACUUUUGCCUCCCUUUUCAGCUCAUUCACAUACACACCACAUAUGUACCCGACUUUUACAUCUUGUAAGUAAUAUGUGCACCUGUAGGGAAUAGGGUGCAAGUGUAUGUGUGUGCAGUUUUCUUCCAUACUUCAGUUUCUUGAAUGCCUACUGGAUCCUUCCUGCUCUGUUUGAUUGUACAGAAUUUUCUGUUCUACAGUCUGGUGUGUGAAUCUGAACUAGACAAUGCAAUCUGAGUUCUGUUGUGCCAAUUUAUGCAGAACACAAAAAGAUAAAAUGUGACACUUUAGCUGAUCAUGCCAUAUUGCUUUGUACUAUUAGCGCGUCUUGCUUUGUUCUAUUAGUGCUCAGAUGUUUCUUAUUUUCUCUCUAAAAAAAAAAAAAGAAAAUGAUCUGUACAUGUGGUACAUGAAAAUAAGCCGUGCUAUUAUAUCUCCAUGGCUCUUUAGUUUUAGGGGGUAGGCACCUGUACGCUGGGAAAUAUUCCUAUUCAUUGUCAUCAGCAAAGCCAAAACCAUUCAUAUAGUAUUCACCAUUGUCAGUGUGUUCCUCUCUAGUCGUGUGUACAGUCAUUUCCAUUCCUUCUUGUUUAUGGUUACCAGCUUUCUCUAUUGAGUUGCUUCAGCCCCUGUGCCCCAUCUUCCUAAAUACUCCUCGUCUUAUAAGUAACAGACCUUGCAGUGUUCGAACCAAACUGUAUCACUAUCUUUUAUUGUGGUUAAAAUAUUGGGGCAGCUAGUUAAUCCACUUCAGUCACUUUUGGUGUUACCAGCUUUGCAGAUUGCAUGGGAGCGCAUGGCUGGUUAUUAUUUGAAGUGGUUGGGUUUGCACCAAAGCUAUUGUAGUUGGUUGAUCUAACAAAGCUCCUGGGGCAGAUGAGCUUCCUCUUUAGUUUUGGCAGUGGGUGCUUGUGAAGCAGCAAUUUCCAUCUUGGGCCUUUACAACACUUUGAUACAUUCUGUAAUAUCAAAUCCUGUAAUAAACUAAACUGUAACAGUUGCCACACAGGCCAAUGGAAAUAAAUCCAAAUACAUUUUUUAAAAUAUGAUUAUGAACAACACGCAUUGCUUGAGUUAAUAAAGCCUAAACUAGUAUGAAGUGAUACAUGUUCUGUUUUAACUGGAGUUAUGAAUUCCCACCCUUGCCUCGGUUUUCUUAACUUUCCCCACUCUUGCUAAUACCCAUCAAUGUUAUUCUAAUUUUGUAUUUUGCAGAUUUAAUUGCAUGUCUUCUCCUACUUAUAUGAAUAACCCCGCUGCCCACACAGACAAUGCACUUUUCAGAACAGAUAAUACAUUACCCUAGUAACCCUGCUAUCUUGUUCAAUAAAAACUCCCUUACCCGCCCAUUCCCUUCCAAUUCUAGCCAGUACAUGAUUCUGUUUCCAUGGUUAUGUCAUCUCUGACGUUGCCAUGCAAACUGCUACUUUUGUUUCCAAAUUAUACUCAUAUAAACCAAUAAAAACAUAUAUAUUUUUAACAGUAUUUGCUCUGGCCAAUAGGAGACGAGAAAAGGCAAAACCCAAAUCACCCGGGAAACGUUCCUGAGUCAGUGCAGGCAGACGAUCCUGAAAGAAGACACAGCCUCGAUGGAGAAUACAAGAAAAUCAGAGUAUGAACACCAACUCAAGAAGCGCCUAGACAAGGUGACUGAUGAGUCUCUGGAUGUCACAAGGAGGAUGGUGCAACUUGUAGAAGAGAGCAAAGAUGCUGGAAUAAGGACUUUAGUGAUGCUGGAUGAACAGGGAGAGCAGCUUGAUCGAAUUGAUGAGGGUCUGGACCACAUUAAUCAAGAUAUGAGAGAGGCUGAGAAAAAUCUGACAGAUAUGGGGAAGUGUUGUGGGUUGUGUUCCUGUGACAGACUGAAGUGCAGUGCCACAUACAGAGCAGUUUGGGGAAAUUCACAUGAUGGGAUUAUUUCUGCUCAGCCUUCUCGUGUCGCAGAUGAAAGGGAGCAAAUGAUGAUGAGUGGAGGCUAUAUUAGGAGAGUGACUAAUGAUGCCCGUGAAGAUGAAAUGGAAGAUAAUUUGGCUCAGGUGGGAAGCAUUCUGGGUAACCUCAGGAACAUGGCCCUGGAUGUGGGUAAUGAAAUUGACAUUCAGAACAAGCAGGUGGAAAAAAUAAUGGAGAAGGUUAAAACUAAUGAAGAUCGCAUUAAAGAUGCCAACACUAAAGCCAAAAAAAUUCUCAAGAGUGUCUGAAGCCGAACUGUAUCUAUUUGUGGAAGAAAAGAUCUAUAUUCCCUUCACCUCUCAUUAAAGGCAGUCUGAUCAUUUUAUAUUUACCAUGGAAGACCUGUCAUACUUCAUACUAAACUUAGAUUCAACACAGAACUUAAAUUAUGGACUCUAACCCUUAGAAAAUUAAAUGUAAGUUUGAUGUAGAGAGUGAUAUUCUGCUGAUAGCAACAUGUACUGAUAUGGUACGAAUGUGCAGCAAGCUCUCAACUUUCACAGAAGGAAAUUUCCUUAUAUUAUCUUUAUAGAGUUUGCACAAAACUACAGCUUUCACAAUUGAUAUAACUUAAAGUCUAAAAUCACAUUGCUUAGCACAAAGGAGCAAGUACCUGUUUUUAUUUUAUGUGAAUCGGGGAUAUUCCCAAUACUUUCCCUACAGUGCACUUACCUAAGAGCAUUUUAAUAAAUGGUGUUAUACUGAACUGAUUAGUAUUCUCCAGCUGAGAGUCACUGUAGGCUCUGUACUAGGGAGGGAUCAAAUGUUUGAAGCUUAAAAGAACCUGUAUAAAAACAAGUAUAAUAAUAUGUCCCUUUAAUAAUCAAGAAGAGUCCAUUUCUACUGAAAAAAAAUAUCACGAAGAUCUGUCAUUCUUAACAUUAAAGGGGUUGUUUAACUUUGAGUUAAUUUUUAGUAUG